Molecule: messenger RNA, 1020 nt
Organism: Symbiodinium sp. CCMP2592
Lineage: Eukaryota; Dinophyceae; Suessiales; Symbiodiniaceae
Source: the annotation of a GenBank genome assembly
AUGAUGAUGCCACAGAAGACCGACUUGAAGGCCUUUAAGGGCUUUGGCUUUGGCGCCAAGCCCGCCGGCAGCGGGUCGAAACCCGCGGCAGCGGGAGUGAGCAAGCCAGGCAAGGCCCAGGGUAAGGGGCCCGGUGUCGCGGCGAUCUUUCAAGAAAGCCUGGAACGAGAGGAGAAGGACAAGAAGAUCUCGUUUCCAUCGUGGGCGAAGAUUACUCCCGAAGCAGCACAGGCCCAACGUCAGGCUGAGAGGCUGCAAGAGGAGGACCCUACUGUCUUCCAGUACGACGAGAUUCUGGACGACAUUAAGGAGGAGCAAGGGGUGGAGGGCAUCAGUGAUCGCAUCCGUGCGGACACGACGCAGCAGAAGAAGCGCGUUGGUCUCCAUGUACCGCAGGGCGCAGAUUCUGUGAAAACCGGCGCCAAGCGCUCUGCAAAGUAUGUGGAGAAAGUCCAGAUAGCCACGGAUCGGAGGAAAGUGGAGCAGCAGAUCGUGGAAGAUCGGCUCCUAAAGAAAGAGAAGGAGGCGCGACAAGAUGCUGAAGUCUUCGUCACCGAGGGCUUCAAAGAGGAGCUCAAGAGAAGAAAGAAGUUUGAGGAUGAGUUGGAGGCACAAGAGGAGCGGGAUCAGAAGAACGCAGCUGAGAAGCAGGAGCACGGAAGCGGCUUCGCAUCGAUGUACCGCAACUUGCUCAACACCGGGCUGGCCAGCAGUCGAGGUGGUGAGAAGGUGCGCGAGAUGCGUCCGGCGAGGGAAGAUGCCGAGGAGAUGAAGGAGGAGAUGAAAGAGGCCAAGGAAGAGGACGAGGACAAGAUCAAAGCUGAGCUUGCCCCACUCGUCGAGAAGGAUGAGUUGGCCGAAGCUGCAAGCAGCAGCCACGGUGUGCAGGACGUUGCAUUUACUGCCGCGCCCGGCAGCAAGGAGGAGGAGAAGGAGAAGCGAGAGGAGAAGGCGCUCAGCGCGAAGGAGAGGUACAUGCUUCGGAAAAAAGGCCUGCUCCCUGCCGAAGGAGAAGGAUGA